GAGUCCUUAAAAUUUUCAACAGGAUUUUCCAACGUCACUUUUCGAUUAAACCGUGCGUGCCUAUGCACGUUAGAAGCUCACGAUAGUAUUUCGUUCGUUUGAAAAAUAAAUCGUUCAAAUUGACAAUUACAAAUAUUCUUCUUACGAUUCGUUCGAUUUAAUAUCAAUCGAAAUAAAAUAUUUUGGAUUAAUCAUUUAAUUUUCAAGUUCACGCACGAAGUUACGCAAAUUUAAUUUACGUUUUUAUCGAUAAAAGAACGUAAUAACCGGGGAUCGGAUAAAAAGCAGAGUUUUUUUUAUAAAUCGAAAACGGUUCUUGUCGUAUUAAUGGCAGGUAUGAUAUAAAUCGAAACAAAGCCGAUGUGAGGCGAGCUUUUCCAGCGUAUUCGGCAGAUUCACUCGGUCUUCUUUGUCCCUCAUUCGCUUUCUCUGGUUUUCGUUCUCUCUUUAUCGAGGUUGAACGAGAACAAGCCUCGGGAGGAAUCAACGAUAUGGAGAGGAACAUGGAUGCCAAGGGGAUGGCUAGGAAUCGACCGGGCUCAUCGCCGAUCUACAAACGUUCGUAAAAAUGAGACCGUGCUCCAUUUCUCGUUAGUCGAUCCUCGCUGCUCUCGUUGCUAAUGGUUGCUCUUUGCACUCGGUGUACGGUACAACGGCCACGCGUACAUCACGGGGUUUUGUCCCGCGAGGCCAUGCAAAGAGACCAACCUGUAAACUCCAAUGUACAUCGUCGGGAAAACAGGAAAAGCCAUCUCUUUUCUUCAUAUUCAGCCACGUCCACGAUAGAUACGAUCCUUUUCCAUCUUUUAUCUUCUCCUUUCACGAUCGAUCAACCGGAAUCGCAACGACGAUGAUGAUGAUAAUGACGACGACGACGACGACGACGACGACGACGAUGAUGAUGACGAUGAGGAAAGAACGAUGACUAAGUCGCCCUUGUCCAGCUAUCCCCGUGAGGGCGGUUCUUCGAGGUACGGCCGAGCUACCCUGCGAUAUUCGUCCACCACGACACAACGACUCGACCGUUUCGGGACACGACUCUGCCAUUUUGAUCGUCUGGUACAAGAACGACAUGACACCCAUCUACAGUUACGACAUGAGGGGAAAACAUUCAGAAAAGGCAUCGCAUUGGAAGGACAAGGAGCAUUUGAACGAAUUCACGCAGUUCCGAAUGAAUACUGAUCCAGCUAUGUUAGUCAUCAGUGACGUUGAGGAAAAAGACGAGGGAGAUUAUAGAUGUCGGGUGGAUUUCACUAAGAGUCCCACAAGGAAUUCAAGGAUUUAUUUAACUAUUAUUGUACCACCGCACAAGCCAAACAUCAUCGACGAACGUGGAAAAACUGUAUCGACCGUGGCCGGACCAUACGAAGAGGGUGGUAAUAUGAAGUUAACGUGUUUAGUAUCAGGAGGUCGCCCGGAACCUACGGUAAAAUGGUGGCGAGGAGAAACCCUAUUAGAUUCGAAGGACGUGCCUGGAGAGUUUCCAUCCCUUCGUCGAAAUACUCUGCUCGUGACCGAUCUUUCCAGAGCGGAUCUUCACGCUGUCUUCACCUGUCAGGCUUCCAACAAUAACAUCAGUCAACCGGAGUCGGCCUCGGUCGCGAUCGAAAUGCAUCUGAGACCUUUGAGCGUGAGUAUACUUAGCAGCGAACACGCACCACUCAGCGCAGAUCGGAAAUACAAUAUCAGUUGUAUGACAGUCGGUUCAAGGCCACCGGCUAAAUUAUCCUGGUAUAUGGAUCACAAAAAGAUGGAAAAUUAUACGGAGAAGGUAUCGGCCGAUGGGAAUAUGACAAGUUCCAUCUUUACCUUCAAGCCUACCCUAGACGAUCACAACAAAAUAUUGGCCUGUAGAUCUGAGAAUAACAAGGUUCAUAGUGGCGUCGUCGAGGACACCUGGAAACUAAACGUUUUCUUCGUUCCUACCUUACAGUUGGAGCUUGGUACCAACAUGAAUCCCGACGACAUAGAGGAAGGCGACGAUGUCUACUUUGAAUGUAAGGUUCAUGCGAAUCCCUGGGCUUACAAAGUCGUCUGGAAGCACAACGGCAACGUCAUUCAGAACAACGCGAAGAACGGCGUGAUAGUGCAACAAUACGAUCUCGCUCUAAGAAAAGUCAAUCGUUCCCAGGCCGGAAAUUACACCUGCGUCGCUAGCAACGUCGAGGGCGAUGGUUAUAGCAAUAUCGUCGAGCUCAAAAUCAUGUACAAGCCAAUCUGCGUGGCCGAACAAAAGCGCAUAUAUGGAGUGGCACGUCACGAGGACGCCGGGGUGGUCUGCAGGGUCGAAGCGUAUCCACCUCCCGAAAGCUUUCGGUGGGCCUUCAACAAUACCGAGGAGAUGGUCGACGUGCCCCAGGCGCGUUACAAGAACUCCACUCGACACAGCCAAAGCGUCCUCACAUACAGACCGGUCACGGAAAUGGACUAUGGCACUGUGCUUUGUUGGGCAAGCAACACUGCCGGCCAGCAGAAGAAUGCUUGCAUAUUUCACAUCAUACCCGCGGGAAAACCAGAAUCUCCUUACAAUUGCACGCUGACCAAUCAAACAACCCAAUCACUUUCGGUGGAAUGCACCGCCGGUUUCGAUGGUGGUCAACCGCAACAUUUCUUUCUAGAGGUGUUCGAUCAAGAAACGGGUAUUCUACAAGCGAAUGUUACCAGGGAUAACCCUCAAUUUACUGUACAAGGGUUGGAACCGGGCAAAGUUCUUAACAUGAUAUUGUACGCCGUGAAUGCGAAAGGAAGGAGCGAACUGAUCUUGCUCGAAGGUUUUACUUUAAAAGUGGCCGAGAAGCAGACCGUGCGCGUUUUGUUUACAGGUACUCCGGUGCCGUUCGAAAUAACACCUCUGUUAGCUGGUCUUAUCGGUGUAGUUAGUGCCAUGCUUUUAGUUACCGGGACAAUUUUAGCAGCACUCAAAGUACGAAGCGAGAGACGAGCUCAGAGACCAGGUGAUUUGCCCUUGAAAAAAGCUACAGCACCCAGUUCCGAGGAUCUUUACGAUGCAGAUGAUAGAAAUCCAGACGUUGUGCCAACUAAUAAAGAUUCAGAUUAUCAAUUGACUGGAUCAACCUCGGGUACGCCAUUGGCAACGCAAGAUACACCGGAUGGUUUACCACCGUCUUCACUUCCAACGCAACAGAACAAUCAUCUUCAAGGACUUACCGGUUACAACGAAUACAACAAUUAUCCAACCUUACCGUUAUCCGGGGAAGUGACGUAUGCAGAACUUUGCUUGGCGAGGCCAACUACCCUAUCGACUUUGGGAACAGACACGAAGCUAGCGAAUUUAGGAAGCGUUACCGGUCUCGGAGGUCUUCAGGGAUAUGGAAGCGGUGUUAUCGUUGGCGGAAAGUCGUACGCAAAGGAGGCCACGGUAUACGCUUGCAUAGACCACAGCGCGAGGCCACCGAAAAUAGACACGGUGAAGAGUACAUCUUCAUGCGGUAGUACGCCGCUCUCGACGAUGAGCGGACUUCUGCAUGAUUCGACGGUGACCGGAAUGACUGGUAUCACCGGAUUGACCGGUACUACGAGCAAGCAUCCGGCAAGGGAAGUCGUCACCGUUCGCACGCCACUUAUUUCGAGCCAGGAAAGCUGCGUAUAGGGACGCGAUUCCGACGCGCUCGGCGUUAACGAAUAUUACGUCUGAUAUGGCCGCGUCGCAUCCCACGCCAAUGAGUCUCCUCCGAACCAGGAGCCGUUCAAAUACAUACCGCAAAUUGCUACAACAGGUAUGCCAGUAGCCAACCACACGACACAUCUUCUUAUAUUCUUAUUAGUUACAUUCUUUCUCCGUGCGUCGCCUAAAAUUCAUUCCCAGCUCUUUCUUAACAGAGAACGUUUUUAUCCCCAUCCGAUCUUUCCCUUUCCAUUCUUCUUCUGAUUCUAAUAUCUUCGGCAUUAUGACAAUGACGACGACGACGACGACGACAAUGACGACGAUAAUGACGACGAUGAUGACAAAAGACAAAUCUAUUUCACGUUACAUCGAUCCCAAGAUUCUUUGAUAAUCUUGCGUGCCUAAUGUACACGCCUAUUAGCAUAGGUACAUACUUAUGUCUCUUUGCCUAAAUUAAUUAAUAAAAAAAAAAAAAGAAAAAAAAAAAAAAAAAUAACGAGAUAUAAAUGCUAUGGAGAAAUGUUGAUAAGAAGAUGAUUUUUAGAUCGGCUUCUCGUACAAUUUUCACGAGAGAUCAAAGCCUAUUUUUUGCGCGACUCGAUAUGCUUUUUUCGUUUUCGCCGCAACAACGAGGUCGAUGACGACAACGACGACAACGACGACGACGACGACUUAGACUGUUACAACUAUGACUAUGACUACGACUACGACUACGAUGAUUAAAAUGACGAUCGUCGCCCUUCAUUGGACGCGGAAAAAACGCGAUAUUUGAAAUUUGCGGACGGACGUGCUGUCCUAUCGACUGAUGACGAACGCGCACAACGUCGAAACUGGCACGGAAGCGACGCGGUCGUUCGCACGAUAGAUACCUAUAUAUGUAUGUAUCUAUAUAAAUGGUAUAUGCAGAGAUGAAUUUUCUUAUUUGGAACAUUUUGCGAUCGGUAAAACUCGGCGCCGUAUGUUACGACGUGUAUCGUAUGCACGAACGUUAACGGGUGUCCAUUAUCGUACGAAUCUAUCAAUCUUUUUCCGCGUAUAUCCAAACGCGAAUUUUGUAAAUACCUUGUACAUAACGAUGCGACGAGUGAGGGGAUGAAAGAAAAGUUUAAUUGUAUGACGAAUAACAAAGACAGAGACGAAGGACUGUCGUCGAUAUGGUUCUCUUCGCGACAAGACAAAUAUGGACGAAUGUAAUAACACGUCGCGAUCCGAUGCAAAUUGGUACGUUGGAAAUUUUUCCAUGACAAUAAUUUCUUUUCGUCGAUCACUCUUAACACAUUGUCCAACUCAUAUCCGCAUGUUUCUACGCGUUUCUCAAUGCCGCUCGUUACGUUUACUCCGAUCGACUUAUUCCUCGAUCGAUCAUUAAAUUUUUACACACUCGAAUCUCAAUCGACUUCGUUAGAUAAAAAAAGAAAAAUAAGAAAAAAAAAA
Molecule: messenger RNA, 5059 nt
Organism: Vespa mandarinia (Asian giant hornet)
Lineage: Eukaryota; Metazoa; Arthropoda; Insecta; Hymenoptera; Vespidae
Product: neural cell adhesion molecule 2
Molecular function (GO): protein binding
Source: RefSeq, a predicted model, not a curated record